AUGCCAUCUCUACCCUGGAAGAAGUCCCGAUCGUCCACCUUGACCGAGAAACAAUCAAAAGACGUCGUUGACCACCACGAUCAACCGACCGACAACAAAGACACCACCACCCCCUCCGACGCACCCUCCUCUCCCUCAGAAACCACCCGCCCAACGGGCCUCCGCCUCAUCCUCCUCUUCCUCUCCCUAUCCCUAGCCGUCCUCCUCUGCGCCCUCGACGGCACCAUAAUCGCCACCGCCAUCCCAACCAUCACCGCCCACUUCGACAGCCUCGACGACUACUCCUGGUACAACUCCGCCUUCCUCCUGACCACAUGCGCCUUCCAACUCCCCUUCGGACGGGCCUACAGUCUCGUAUCGACUAAGUGGACUUUCGUGUUCGCGAUUGUGGUGUUUGAGGUCGGGUCGGCUAUUUCUGGUGCGGCGCCGACGAGUCUGGCGCUGAUUGUGGGGAGGGCGGUGCAGGGGUUGGGGUGUAGUGGGAUUUUUGGGGGGGCGUUUGUUAUUAUUGCUGAGACGACGCCUUUGGACAAGAGGGCGUUGUUUAAUGGGUUUCUUGGUGUAAAUCUACCCUUAGGAGCAGUGACGCUCUUCGUCGUCGCCCUCUUCCUCCCUCCAAUCGGCAACGCCAAAGGACCUAUCAAAAAGGACGGCCAAACCUGGUUCCAAGUCUUGCUUCGAUUCGAUCCCAUUGGAACACUGAUCCUCGUUCCAUCAAUCAUCUCCCUUCUUCUCGCGCUGCAAUGGGGUGGCAUUACAUACGCCUGGAGCGAUCCAGUCAUGAUCGGCCUUCUGGUCUGCUUUGGGGUGAGCAUCCUGAUGUGGGUAGCUGUGCAGUGGUGGAUGGGCGACGACGCCACGAUCCCUGGCAAGGUCAUCAAGCAGCGUACUGUCAUCUUUGCCUCCGGAUACAUGCUUUUCGGAGCGGCGGCAUUCAUGGUCGCUGUGUACUACCUCCCGGUCUGGUUCCAAGCCAUCAAAGGAGCAUCGGCAGUCCAGUCCGGCAUCAACAGCCUCGCGCUCAUCCUCGCAGUCGUGAUCGCCUCGAUCGCGGCCGGCGGUGCCGUGGUGCUCAUUGGAUACUACGUCCCCUUCCUUCUGCUCGGGACUAUCUGCAUGUCCGUUGGCGCUGGUCUACUCAUGACUCUCACACCGAGUUCUGGCAAAGGAGCCUGGAUCGGAUAUCAAAUCCUGUUCGGCGCCGGCAUUGGCAUGAGUCUCGAGCAAUGCAGUAUUGCCGUCCAGACCGUAUUGCCGGAGCAUCUGGUGGCUUCGGGAACUAGCCUGGCAGUGUUCGCUCGGUCAUUCGGCGGCAGCAUCUCUAUCGCCAUUGCAGAAAACGUGUUCCAGCAAGAGCUGCGCGAACGGUUGGCCAACACAGUACCCGGGCUGAACCUGGAAGUGAUCAGUGGGAGCGGUGCGACAGAUUUGGUUGCUGAUGUGACGAAGGCGACGGAUGGCAAUCAGCGGAUCGUUGACGAGGUCCUGAGGGAAUACAGCGGCGCUUUGACGCAGACAUUCCUUGUUGCUGUUGUGUUGAGCGCCUUGACUGGGCUGUUCGCGCUUGGUGUAGAAUGGAAAAGCGUGAAGAAGGAUAAGAAGAACAAGAAGGAGGGCGAGGAUGAUAGCAAGGCUGACGAUGAGGCAGACGCUGGCCAGAAAACAGAUGAUGAGAAGAAGGGGGAUGCUGAAGAGUGA
Messenger RNA from Saxophila tyrrhenica, 1698 nucleotides. RefSeq lists its product as uncharacterized. Gene Ontology annotation, molecular function: transmembrane transporter activity. Gene Ontology annotation, biological process: transmembrane transport. The record is from RefSeq and is a predicted model, not a curated record. The transcript has 3 exons. Gene Ontology annotation, cellular component: plasma membrane. NCBI's taxonomy places the organism in Eukaryota, Fungi, Ascomycota, Dothideomycetes, Mycosphaerellales, Extremaceae. The coding region runs from base 1 to 1698 and encodes 565 amino acids.